UUUAUUGCCAAUUAGACUUUACUACGUAAGUGAUAGCUUAGUUUUUAUGCUGUUUGGACAUACGAAAAAUUCAAUGAUUCUGUAAUGGAUAAACCAUGUGAAAAUCAGAUUAUUAAACGAGAAUCGUUACCAAAAAAAAAUGAAAAAUAUCAACUAAGAUUAAAAAUUAUGAAAUUUAUAUAUACUUUUAUUGAAUACAUUAUUAAGUGAUUAUAAUUCAUUUCAAUGUCAAGCUCAAACCAAUCAGUGGGAUUUGAACUAUGGCUAAAAGAAAACCCAAACAUUAUGUACGCUGCAGCGUUCAUGACGUUACUUAUUAUGUGUAUUGGAAUUGUAGGUAAUAGCUUAACUAUAUUAGUAAUACUAAAAAGUCCACGGAUUCGAAAUGUAGCUUCUACUUUUAUCAUCAGCCUAGGCGCAGCUGAUUUGUUAUUUUGCAUAACUGUAUUGCCAUUCAAUGCUUCACGAUUUUUAAAUAUUAACUGGGUACAAUACCCACAAUUAUGUUCAAUUGUCCCGUUUUUACAGUACGGAAAUAUUGGAGUGUCACUGCUUUUUAUUACUAUGAUCACUAUAAAUAGGUAUAUAAUGAUCGUUCAUUCAAGCUUAUAUAGUAUAGUAUAUCGUCCAAUAUGGAUAACUUUUAUGAUAAUGCUUUGUCUAAUUAUUUCGUUUGGCAUGCUGGUACCUACCCUUUUAAGUAAAUGGGGUAAAUUUGAAUAUGAUCCAAAGUUAGGUACAUGUUCAAUAGUAUCUGAUGAAUUUGGUCAAUCUUCGAAAUCUGCUCUUUUAAUCACUGGGUUCAUCAUACCAUGUAUUGUAAUUAUUUGCUGUUACACUGGUAUAUUUUUGGUUGUUCGUAAUUCAGAAAAACGAAUGCAAAGACAUCAAACAUCCACCCAAAGUGAUCCAACAGCAACACAUAUGCAGUCCAUAAGAAGAAAACUUAGUGAAUGGAGGAUAACUAAAAUGGUGUUGGCUAUAUUUUUAUCUUUUGUACUUUGCUACUUACCAAUUACAAUUACAAAAACUUUAGAUCCAAGUGUUCAAUACCCAGCUGUUCUUUUGAUUGCAUAUAUUAUGAUUUACGCAUCAGCAUGCUUCAAUCCAAUUAUAUACGUCAUAAUGAAUAAACAAUAUAGAAAAGCAUUUAAAUCAGUUUUAAAUUUUGGAUGUUGUGAAAAAGCUACAAAACGAGUACCUGUUUUGAGAUCUAUAUCGAAACGUCUACAACCACACGGAAUUCAAGAAGACCGUGGAUUUGGAACAACUGUAUCACACGUGUCAUCAAUUGCUCUAGAAUCAUUGGAUUGUAAUAACCGGAUUUCGCGUAUAGCCUAA
Messenger RNA from Melanaphis sacchari, 1341 nucleotides. RefSeq names its product G-protein coupled receptor moody (gene moody). The coding region runs from base 226 to 1341 and encodes 371 amino acids. The record is from RefSeq and is a predicted model, not a curated record. The transcript is spliced from 9 exons. Gene Ontology annotation, biological process: G protein-coupled receptor signaling pathway. Gene Ontology annotation, molecular function: G protein-coupled peptide receptor activity. Gene Ontology annotation, cellular component: membrane. NCBI's taxonomy places the organism in Eukaryota, Metazoa, Arthropoda, Insecta, Hemiptera, Aphididae.